Capsella rubella is the source of this 520-nucleotide messenger RNA. RefSeq names its product protein IDA-LIKE 2. The record is from RefSeq and is a predicted model, not a curated record. NCBI's taxonomy places the organism in Eukaryota, Viridiplantae, Streptophyta, Magnoliopsida, Brassicales, Brassicaceae. The coding region runs from base 231 to 509 and encodes 92 amino acids. Gene Ontology annotation, biological process: floral organ abscission. The transcript has a single exon.
AACAUAAACUCAAAAAGAAAAAAAGAAAAAAAAACCUCUUAGUCAUAUUCUCUUUCUAUCAAUCUCUCUCAAUAUCAAUCUCAAUCUGCCCAUAUUUCUUGCUGUCAACAAAUUCAUUCAGCAAUCUCCUCUUCUUCUCCCAUCAACAACAAACUAAAAAAUAAAGACCUUUCACAACAUCAAAAACAAAACGAAACCCUUCUUCUUCCCACAAGAACCUCUCUUCAACAAUGUCGUCUAGAAACCGGACGAGAUCAAGAAUCAACUUCUUCUUCACAAGAACUGUUCUUCUUCUCCUUCUCCUUCUUCUUCUAGGGUUCUGUAACGGAGCAAGAACAAAUACGAACGUCUUCAACUCGAAACCACGCAAGGAACACAAAGACGCUGUUCCGUCUUCAUCGAAACAGUUCUUGGGGUUCUUGCCACGUCACUUCCCAGUUCCAGCUUCUGGUCCCUCUAGAAAACACAAUGAUAUCGGUUUACUUAGUUGGCAUCGUUCUUCUCCUUGAACCAAAACCAA